Messenger RNA from Macadamia integrifolia, 861 nucleotides. RefSeq lists its product as uncharacterized. The transcript has 4 exons. The coding region runs from base 109 to 609 and encodes 166 amino acids. The record is from RefSeq and is a predicted model, not a curated record. Lineage: Eukaryota; Viridiplantae; Streptophyta; Magnoliopsida; Proteales; Proteaceae.
CAGCCUAGACAAGACCUCUUCUUCUAUAUUUAUCUAUCUGCAAUUUCUUCAUACCUGAACCUAUUUCUGUGUUCUGCUGAAAUCUUAGUCCUUCUCUCUUCCAUCAAAAUGGGUUUAGCUAUGAGCUACCUGGGAAAAGGGAUGCCAUCAGCAAAGAUGUUGGGGAUGGUAACAGAUACACUCUACAAGCAGUUUAUUGAAAAACCUAUUGGAACUUUUGAGGAAUUCCAUGUUGCUGUUCUUGACAUUUUCAACUCCUUCAACUCAGCUUUACCUGGUAGGCAUUAUGAUGUUCCAGCAAGAGAAGAUGUGGAGGCAUCUUAUGAGAACUGGAAAGCUGAGAGUGAUCCAAUAAAGAAGAAGGAAGUGUUCAUGGAUUUGAUGAACAACAAAAUGAGCACUAGCAAGCUAGAUAACACUACCAUGGUCGUCGGAUUGGUGACACCACCAGCUGCCAUGGCUGUGAAGAGAGUUGGCGAGACUAUCCCACAGAUUAAAGUCAUCAAAGCCAUUCCUGAUGUCAUCUUUGUUCCAUCUGCCACCUUAUUGGCACUAAUCUCAGUUAGGCUCUCCAGGAGGACAUCUAUAAAGAAAGCCAUAGCCAAUUGAUGAUGAUCUCAGUUAUCUACAACAAGAGGCAACUAGAAAUUCUGAUCAUUGCAUUAUAAUCUCAAAAUCAUAAUCUCUCUCUCUCUCUCUCUCUCUCUCUCUCUGUCUCUCUCUAAAACAUUUUCAAUAUAUCAAAGAAUGUAUAUAUUCUACCCAAGAGAUUAAGGUAAUGCGAAGAAAUGAUCACAUAACCAUGUAACACAGAAAAGAAUUACAUAAUGGAUUGGAAUUGGAGAGACUAUUUAUCAAAAA